Messenger RNA from Hirundo rustica (Barn swallow), 1582 nucleotides. RefSeq names its product NFKB inhibitor interacting Ras like 2 (gene NKIRAS2). The record is from RefSeq and is a predicted model, not a curated record. Gene Ontology annotation, molecular function: GTPase activity; GTP binding. Bases 78 to 653 code for a protein of 191 amino acids. Lineage: Eukaryota; Metazoa; Chordata; Aves; Passeriformes; Hirundinidae. The transcript is spliced from 3 exons. Gene Ontology annotation, biological process: canonical NF-kappaB signal transduction.
GGGGGGCGCUGUGCUGCCGCCGCGUCCCUCCCGCCGCCGCCGGUGAGGCUCGGCUGCCCCGGGCGCGGUGAGGCGGGAUGGGCAAGAGCUGCAAGGUGGUGGUGUGCGGACAGGCCUCGGUCGGGAAAACAUCCAUCCUGGAGCAGCUGCUCUACGGGAACCAUGUGGUCGGCUCGGAGAUGAUCGAGACCCAGGAGGACAUUUACGUGGGCUCCAUCGAGACGGACCGCGGCGUACGGGAGCAGGUGCGCUUCUACGACACGCGGGGGCUGCGGGACGGGCUGGAGCUGCCCAAGCACUGCUUCUCCUGCACCGACGGCUACGUGCUGGUCUACAGCACCGACAGCAAGGAGUCCUUCAAGCGUGUCGAGCUGCUCAAGAAGGAGAUAGACAAGUCCAAGGACAAGAAGGAGGUCACCAUUGUGGUUUUGGGCAACAAGUGUGACCUGCAGGAGCAGCGCCGGGUGGACCACGAUGCAGCCCAGCACUGGGCCAAGGGCGAGAAGGUGAAGCUGUGGGAGGUGUCCGUGGCUGACCGGCGCACGCUGAUCGAGCCCUUCAUCUACCUGGCCAGCAAGAUGACACAGCCACAGAGCAAGUCUGCCUUCCCCCUGAGCCGCAAGAACAAGGGCAGCGGAUCCAUGGAUGGCUGAGCCUGCUUCCCCUUCCCUUCCACUGCCACCACCUCUUCCUCACCUUCCUGCUUCUCUGGCACACAACCUCCUGCUGAGUCCUGUCUGGUGUCACGGAGCCUAUGGGAAGCAGGUGGCAGGAGGAACAAUCAUCCCAGGCCUAGGGAUGGUCCUGGUGGAUGAGAGAGGCAGUGGAACAGGAACCACUCCUCUCCCUGCCCAGCCCAUGAUGCUGUCAGAGGUGCUACAGGAAGGUCAGGAUUCACUCAGUGACCCCCUCUGCUCUCAUGUGCAGGCUGGGAGAGUGGAACAGAGGCACAGCACAGGCUGGCUGGAACGUGGGGAACAGCUCCAUAUCUGGAGGGAACAACUCCCUCUUUUUCUAUUUCCUGAUAACAUGUGGGCAGUGCAUGUUUGCUGGCCCUGCCUCCAGCCAGGCAGUUCUCCUUGCCCUGCCCCAGCUGGCUCUGUGCUGCUCCCCUGCAGGUUGUCCCUUACCCUUGGCAGUGUCCACUGCUCCUUUAUGCACUGGAAUAUCCAGGCAUGCUGCCCCAGGGAAUGCCUAGAGCAGGGCAGGUGCUGUUCCUGAGGGCAGGGUGCCCAAAUCCACCAUUCCAGCCCUCCUCUUCCUGGGUGCAGACUCAGCCAUGAGCUUGGAGGCGAUGGGGUCGUGCUUCACCUGCAUACCUAGGUCCUUGGAGGAGCUGGGACUGUACUGACCCAGAUGCUCUGGGCUAUGGUAGCUCUCACUGCCCACCUGUCACAAUGCUGCCUCCUCUCAGAACCACCCUAAGACAAGGCACAGGUGUCCCAGUCCUACCCAGCAACAGUCGUUCCCUUCAGGUAGUCUGGAUGUAGGAAAAGAACUGAUUAAAUGCCCCAAUGUGUUUAUACUUGUUCCUUUUAUUUACUGAGUAACACAAUAAAGCGAUGAGAUUCGGUUAUCAAAA